Messenger RNA from Nerophis lumbriciformis (worm pipefish), 3910 nucleotides. RefSeq names its product t-complex-associated-testis-expressed 1 (gene drc5). NCBI's taxonomy places the organism in Eukaryota, Metazoa, Chordata, Actinopteri, Syngnathiformes, Syngnathidae. Gene Ontology annotation, biological process: microtubule-based movement. The record is from RefSeq and is a predicted model, not a curated record. Gene Ontology annotation, molecular function: protein binding.
CAACCAUUUUGUGUAAAUAAUCAACGUUUUGUCAAAAUAUGAUUAAGACACUUGUUUAAAAAGUACUCUACCUAAAAGAGCUCUGGACUAGAUGAUCCCACAGACUGAAGGUUUAUAAUAAAAACACAGAUUUUUAAAACCUUUAUAUUCUAUUUGUGAACAUGCAUUAAAGGCACAUUUAAAAAAUUUUACGGCGUGUAGUUAUCUCAUCAUUAUCAUGUAGUUAUUAUCAUUAUUAUUUAUUAUAGUUAUUAUCAUUAGUCCAGGUCUAGUUCAACUACUUAAACUUCUAAAAUCUGGACUAGAUUAAAUAAUCUAUGAAACCAGAACAUUCAAUAAAACAGUUUUUGAUUUUUGAAACAUGCAUUCUAUUUGUGCAAAUACAAUAAAAGGCACAUUUAAACCUUUUUUAGACAUGUGGUUCACAGUUCAGGUCCAGAUUUUUUUAAUUUUAAGGGUUUGUUAGAUAAUUUAGUCCAGGUUUGAGAACUUUAAAUACAGAGGUUUUUAAUUUGGACCUGGACUACAGUUGUUCCCUCGCCACAUUGCUCUUCAAAUAUUGCGACUUCACAGCAUUUGCAGAUUUUUUGGGGAUGAUUUAUAUUUUUAAAGAAUAUAUUACAAAUAUUUGGUCCUGAAUUAAGCAUUUAUUCAAGAAUAAAAAUGGCUAAAUAUACUAAAAAUAACAAUACUACAAUAGUUUUGGCCACUGGAGACAACCAAACCAACCAGAGUUCGUUGUUUGGUAUCGUGGCCACUGAUUGGCUCAGCCUCAGGCAGCAAUGCUGUAUUGGAUUAAAAGAGUGCGAAGGUGACCAAAUUGUGUUAUUUCAUGUCUAAAAGGUUUUCAUGUUGAAAAACAUAUUUAGAAGGGUGUAAAUAGUUUAUGUUCUAGCUGUGAACAUAUUUGAUUUAUAAUUAAUAAUUCCUACUUUGCAGAAUUGUAUUUAGCGCAGUCAUGUCUGGAACCAAUUAGCGAUAAACGAGGGAUGACUAAUGUGCUACUUGCUUAAAAAAUGGGUGAAUAUGUGUUUAUUAUAGUUUAGAGUAGAUCAAAGGUUUCACAAAUCACAAACUUUGGUGUAUCCAUUGUUUACCAAUAAUUAUGUUUGAUACAUUGUUGUAUUUGUUGCUAAUUUGCACAAGUGACACAAUUAUUGUAACAUUUCAAGUAAAAGGUGUAAAUUGUAAUAAUAGUAUUAGUAAUAAUUAUUCAUAAUUAAAAAAAAAAAAAUACAGAAAAUUUGCUGUGCUCUGCGGUUCACAAGUUGCAGUUGUGUAUUUUACGCUUGAAAAGAGUUUGUCCAUUCUGAACGUUUAUGUUCCAGCACGUUUAGAGCCUUUGUGAACUGUUGAGAAUUAGAAACGGUGAGAGAUUAUCAUCACACUUAAACAUCUCUAACAUGUACUGUAAAUGCUGCCUCUUUGCUAGGUCAGCAUUGCAAGUGAAAACUUGUGUUUUUAAUUGCCUUAACCUGGAAACGUUAAUGUUAAAUAAUUAUGUAAAUGCAUGUAAAUCGCUAAGUAAAUAUUUAUAUACUACAUUACCCAGAAGGCUUAGCGCUGUCACCGAAACAGCAAGUAGGUCUUGAAUUUGCAUGAAUUGAGGCAAUCCCAAAAUCCUGGCGGGACAGUUCAUUUGUGUAUUUCAAACAACUUGAAAUGUGGAAUGUGCUUAUCAGAAUGUUAUGUUACAGAGAGACACCACCUACAUUGGUGUGUACUUAACCAUCAUCCUCAGGAAGAUCAAGAAGUUGAUUUCCUCCCAAGUGUAAUUUCUCUGGAGUCCUCAAUGCAAUAAUGUCCAGGCACAUCGGAAGCACCCUGACUGUGGACAGAAGGAGACUGAGGAGGAUCAUUGCUGAAAACCCAAACUGGUCCUUGGGCCUAAUUCCCUUUUUAUCAAACCUCUGCCUUGAAUCUAUCGUGAGAAACUAUGAAGGAACCCCCAUCUAUGAGGAGCUUAGACCCAGCCAGAGAGUCUUCGUGCAGGAGAGACUGUCCAUAAAUCUGCCACUUCCUGUGACCGCCAACUCCAUCGAUGAUGGCGUCUACUGGAAGCGAUGCUGUGAGCAGCGGUGGGAAAUUUGCGACGUGUCUCGUUACGGCAACAGCUGGAAGCGCAUGUUCUUCGAGAGGCACCUGGAAAACAUUAUUGAGCAAUUCAUCCCGGAGACGAGUCACCUCAAGGUGAUCACAGACGCCAUUCCUCUAUGCGAGAGGUACGUGAAGAAGCUGGACAUCUCCCAAAUGCUGCCGCCCAUCAAGGAAGUCAAGCCGGGAAAGCAGGAAGAGGAAAUGGACUUGCUGAGUGAAGCGGACUCGGACGCGGCUCUCAUGGAACACUUUGACUUCCGUAACCUCCUGAACAAGCUGAGUAACCUGGAGGAGGUCCACUUGACCUACUGGGUCAAACAGUGUGGAAUGAACUUUGAAUGGAGGAUGUUCGAGAUGGCGGAACGGGACUGUGAGACUCUCUCCAAGGCUCUUGCAUCCUGCAAGGUCUUGAAAGUGGUACGACUCUAUGAAAGCCACAUCGAUGAUAGCAAAUGCAAGAUGCUGGCCAACACCCUAGUCAACCACCCCUCCCUGACGGAGCUCAACCUUUCGCACAACAUCAUCGGGGACAAGGGGGCCAAGGCGGUCAGCAAGCUGCUCCAAAGCAGCAAGCUGGAGGUCCUGAACAUGAGCGACAACGUCAUUCGAGACGCGGGAGCCAACGCCAUCGCAGACGCCCUGGCUAAUAACUGCCCGUUGUUGUCCCUCAACCUGCGCAUCAACCGCGUAAGCGACGAGGGCGGGCAGGCCAUCGGCGUUGCCUUACUGGGAAACAAGACCCUGCUCCACCUGCACCUGGGAGCCAACCUGGUGACCGGGCCUACCGCCAUCAAACUGUCAGAGGUGCUGGCUAAAAAUCAAACCCUGAAGAGCAUCAACCUCUCCUGCAACAAACUGGGUGUGGAUGGAGGAAAAGCUCUGGAGGAGGCCAUUUCUCAAAACGGCUGCUUAACACAAUGUGAUGUCCGACUGACGGAGGUCGACGAGCAGAGCGCCUCCGUUAUCAACCAGGUGGUUCGGACCAAUGAGAGAUUGGAACGACAGAAAUUAUUAACACAAGGAGCCAAAUCACCUGCCUGACAGUCUUCAGAGCACACAACAUCAAAACACAGGAGAAGAGACUCUUGACUGCAAAGAUUAGAUGGUAUUAUUGUGGUAGAGUGUUAUAUGAAGUGUUUUAUCAAUCUUUUGUAAAAACGUUUGAUCUAGCUUUUUGCAUGCAAGUGAAUACGGUUGUGCAAUGAUGUGUGGAAUGUCACAAGACCAUUGAUAUUGUGUCUUGUGGAGAAAAAAAAUGCAACUGUACAAUUUACAAUUGUAUUUUCUUUUGUCUUUGAAAGCUCCCCUUUAGUAGGUCUAAUAUCAGUAGCGGAUGUUCUUAUUUCGACAUUGGGUUCAGCACCCAGGCUAUAAGAAAACACAAAAAAGGUAGGAUAACAUAUUAUUUUCAUCGAAUCAUAGCAUGUGCAUAAUUACACUGCAACAUGCAGUGACAUCAAUGCUGAUAAAGGUUUUUAUUUUUAUGCAGAGCCUAAUAUCGAUCGAGUUUGCAGCUGUACCUAAUGUUGUGACCGGGUGAAUCUAAAUAAUGUUUUAGAAGUUUUUUUUCAAAGGUGUCUGGAAAAAAAAUAGCGGUGACAAUUCCAGGACAUCUAUUUUAAACAGUGUACAUUUGCAAAAGACAAAUUAUGAAUCUUUUGGGGAUGGAGAUGCGUGAUUUUUGCAUUUCUUGGAACGCCUCAGGAAUCACAUGCCCGAGUCGAGCAUUUUAGGAGAGACUUGUAUUCAUCCCACAAUGGGGAAAUUACAUUAUUGCAGUGCAGGUUUUUACAGACGGUAACAAAAGAAAAAC